Messenger RNA from Perkinsus marinus ATCC 50983, 609 nucleotides. Its product is annotated as LytB protein, putative. Lineage: Eukaryota; Perkinsozoa; Perkinsida; Perkinsidae. The record is from RefSeq and is a predicted model, not a curated record. The annotation marks the transcript as partial. Gene Ontology annotation, molecular function: metal ion binding; 4-hydroxy-3-methylbut-2-enyl diphosphate reductase activity. Gene Ontology annotation, biological process: isopentenyl diphosphate biosynthetic process, methylerythritol phosphate pathway; dimethylallyl diphosphate biosynthetic process. The transcript is spliced from 6 exons.
GAAACCUCAACUGAUCCAUGGGUAUUCCGAAAGCAGCUGCAGAGGUCGGAUAAAUACUACCGGCCAGAUGCCACAUCUCUGAAAACGAUGCGACAGCGUUUGAGGGAAGUCCACAAUUCUACUUUGGUUGAGGAGAUACAGUCAUCUCCUGAUUACACACUGACGGUGGGCAAUAUCACUUUCAAGUUGGCUGAGGCGCAUGGGUUCUGCUGGGGAGUAGAAAGAGCCGUUGCGAUAGCUUACGAGUCGAGACGUCGGUAUCCGGACAAGACCAUAUGGAUGACCAACGAGGUCAUCCAUAAUCCGACUGUCAAUCGUAAUCUCGAGGAGCUUGGUAUAAGGUACAUUCCUCGAGAUGCUGGCAAUCAAAAGGACUUCUCGGUCGUCAGUGCUGGGGACGUGGUCAUCCUACCAGCGUUUGGAGCUGCUGUAAAGGAAAUGAUGGAGUUGAAGCGGAAAGGCGUCACCAUAGUGGACACCACUUGUCCAUGGGUCUCCAAGGUGUGGUCAUCUGUAGAGCGACACAAGAAGGGUGAAUAUACUUCUAUUAUACACGGCAAGUCGAAACACGAGGAGACCAUUGCGACAAGCUCCUUCGCUGAUAAGUAA